ACCGUUCGAGCACACGUGAUCGAAGAACACCGCAAAACGUAUACACGUUGCAAUCGCAAGUCGACGCAACUUGCAGGCAGGCUCUUGUCGACUCACGAUGAAGGAAAUUUGUCUUCUUUCCGGUUCGUUUCUUCUUAUCUUCCAUCUCAGCGGCGUCUGGGCAGUGGAUUGCCGAUGGGGCAGUUGGACUUCGUGUAGCAUUCAGUGUGGAAACGGCACUAGAACGCGACAGAUUGCUCAAUCGGCUACAGCAGGCGGUCAACCAUGCACCGGACCAUCAACUGAAAUCUGCAUAGUCACAUCAUGCAUGGCAACCGAUCUAGCGAAUAGUGUAGGAGUAACGGUGACCAUGAGUUCAACGUAUAGUUCUACUUACACUGCAAGCAAAGCGAUAGACGGAAACCCACAAAUUGUCAUCGGACAGACGCUGGUGGGUGCCGACUGUGCUGGUACGAAGCGAACGUUGAAUCCUUGGCUUCGAGUUGAUCUACAGAAAGAAUAUUUUGUGUCACGCGUUCGAGUCAUGCCGAUCGGCGAUCGUGGCAAAAACCUAUUUGUUCAUGUUGGUAACAGCUUAACCAAUAACGGCAAUGGUAAUUAUAUAUGUGGACAAGCUCCGUACGACAGCUCUACUAACUACUAUGCGACGUGGAGAGACGUGACUUGCAAUCCGCCGACUUGGGGGAGAUACAUUAGUCUACAGAGAGUCGUAACGAGUGAUAUACUUCACGUGUGUGAAGUGGCAUUCGACUAUGAGUUGGAGGUUGUUAUUAUGGAUGGUAGUGUGCAUGUUGAGGGAACGAGUGUUGAAGUUAAUGAAAAUGCUGGCCUCUCGAAUCCGAUUGAGUGUGGGGUGAGACCCGAUGUGACCAACUUUAAUGCAUUACUGCAGUGGAAACACAACACGACGAAUGUUGUGCCAUUGGGUGUGCGGAGUGGUGGUGUGUAUCAGGUGUAUGAGAACAACAUGCAGCGGCUCUAUGUGAAGUCGGCUGGUAGCAGUGCAAAUGGAUUGUAUUCGUGUGAAUAUGUAGCAAACAAUGGCUCUAGUCUGUCACAGUCGUUCACACUCAAUGUCAACGUAAAUUGUUUGUGGGGUUCGUGGUCGGGCUGUACAUCGGCGUGUAGUUUGGGACGUCGUACUCGUACUCCAGCGCGUGUGAAGCAGCACAAUGGAAUCGACUGUGCAGGACCUGCAGUUGAGGACUGUGACAGCCAACAACCUCCAUGUGUACCAACAGCUGGACAAUCAUCUCUUCUUCCUUUCGACGAGUCUUCCACACUAGAGUUGAGCUGCUUAGCUUCACAAUAUCCCGGCCUGAGUGGAAACAUCACAUUCGAAUGGUACAGAGAAGACGAAGGAGUCGAUGUAGCCAUUGUGUUAGACUCUCGAGUGACAAAGAUUUCUGAGGGCAAUGGAAUGGGGCAAUUUACAGGAAAACUGAAAUUUGUCUCUCUGAACCGUACGGAUAGCGGAUCGAUCAAAUGCAGAGCGUUCAAUGAAUAUGGUGCUGGUGGUGUGUCUGUAGCCACGUUAUUGGAUGUCAAAUAUGCUCCUGAAUCAGUUGAAAUUACACCAUCAACCCCAAUAGGCAUCAUCGGACAAAACAUCACUCUAAACUGUUCAGCCGUUGCUAAUCCAACUGCCUCCUUUCAAUGGACCAGAGACAAGACAACGACCCUAUCAUCCAUAAAAUCAUUGAAAUUAACAUCACUUCAAUUCACUACCGAAGGCACAUACACUUGCAUCGCUCGCAACAAUAUUCAAGCCGGUGUUAGAUCCACUAGUGCGUCUGCAUGGCUGAAAAUUGAAGGUCCGCCGCAACAAUGUCGUGUGCUGUCGGCUUGGAGUUCUACUGGUUCAGACGUGAAUGUUACUGUUGACUGUCCUGAAGAUGGAAACUCGAGUGUGACUGCUUAUCGGGUUGAGUAUUUGUUGGAUGACGGGGGUAAUGCGAUGUGGUUGUCGCAAGAGUUCGGUGCUCUGGUUUCUCAACCGUUUGUCAUUGGUGGUCUCAAUCCGUUUACGAAGUAUAAGAUACGAGUGACGGCACGGAACAAGCAUGGCUACGAAAUGAAGAAAUCGCCGUUUAUUAAUGUGGUUACCAUGACGACUGCCGAGGGCUAUCCCAGUCGUCCUACUUCAGUACGUGUUUCAGGAUAUGCCACUCCUCACUGGGUGACCGUGUCCUGGUCGCCUCCUAUUACACCCAACGGUGUCCCACGUUAUCACUUUGUAUACUAUCAACUAGUCGGUGCUCGUCAGAUGAGAAAUACGGAUAGUGUUAAGAUGCUUAAAGUGACGGGCAUGUCUGCCAAUCUGACGAUGCUCAGUCCAUUCUCGUUGUACAGUGUGGAGGUGGCUGCGGUGAAUGUUCGAUCUUUUGAUGGUAAAGUGCUGGAGGGACAAAGAAGCAUUGCUGUUGUCGUUGCAACAACAGAAGCUGCGCCAGCUACAGCACCACGUGAUCUCACAUUCGCCGUUGAUCCACCACACACGGUCAACGUGAGUUGGACAGAACCAGAAACACCAAACGGAAUCGUUCGCUAUUACAUCGUCGAGUACAUGCUGGCAGAUGGUAGUGGAAACAAUAUGACAUUCAAUAACGUCAACGGGUUGAGUCAGGUGAUCACCAAUCUACAAAAGUCAGUGAACUACAGAGUCACAGUUCGAGCUUUCACAGUUGGAGCUGGACCACAGGCAUCAAUAAUUGUUGUAGCAGAUGCAAAGACACCGAGUCCACCUCGUAAUGUGCAGAGUUCAGGUGUGACGUCGAAUUCGGUUAUGAUACGUUGGAAUGCUCCUAGGAGCUCGAAUGGUGUUCUUCAGUUUUACACAGUCCACUACAGCAGUGAUGACAAUCAAUACAAUGUGUUCCCAAACAUCAACACCACUCAAACUACAUGCACACUGACGAAUCUCAAUCCACACACAAAAUACUCCAUAUACGUCUCGGUCACCAAUGAUGCCAGAUCCAACCCACAGAGUCCACCCAGCAACAUCAUUCUAGUGCUGACACUCGUAUCUUCACCACUUGCACCUGAUGCACCUUCAGUUGGUAUUACAGCCUCUUCAUUGACAUCAAUAACUUUAGUGCCUCCAGACGUCGACGAUUCAAAUGGUCCUAUAAGGUAUGUUGAUUUCAUUGUGCAUGAGGAUAGUGGUGGAGCUGCUGAUAUCCCGUAUGUCAUUAAACUGUAUAAUGAAAGUCAAGUGUGGUAUGUGGCUGCUCGAUUUGAGUAUGAGUAUUACAUGAGGUAUGUUGCUCAACGUCAGUUCACCAUUGGAAAUGGAUCGGUGGCAGUUGUCGGAGGUGUUGAGUAUAUGAACGGGCCUCUGAAGUCCGGGAAGGUGUACAUGGUUUAUGUACGUGUCAUUGCAAUUGGUGAUGAUGGGAUACAGGAAUUGUCAUCAAUCGGAAAACCAACGAGAUACACAACCACAUCUGAAGAAAACGAGUCAUCACAAUGUGGAUCGAACUCAGUAUUACCAUACAUUGUAGUGAUCGCUGUGCUCAGUGCGAUCGUGAUUCUACAAGCUAUCGCACUUUUUGUCAUCCUCAGGAAAAAUCGCAAGUACAGUUUUGAACAGAACCAUGAACCCAAUCUAACAUCUGCGAGCUUGCAGAAUCACGACAUGGUCAACUUGAGAGAGAAACCCAGGAAAGCCAAAAAACCGAGAAAAGAAACGUCGUCGAUGAUGAGCAACACCUCGUACGGCGUUGCAAAUCCAAUGAACGAUGUUGAUGGCAACGCAUAUGACGAUGUCAUAAUCAAGCCACGUCGACAAAGGAAAGCAGACGAGGAAUCACCAUACGUAUGGUUGCAACGAUGAUUGACAAACUUCCACAAAUCUCUGGUUUCAAUAAAAACUGACAACUUUUAAAAACUCAAUUUUACAUUUGUUUUUGUUUAUUGUUAAAGUUUUCAAAUCACACGGGUAAGAUUGCGUGUAUGUCGUUCGAAGUCUUUGUGUUGAUAUGGUACCACAGUUGAUAUGAAUGAUCAUGACUUAUUCUUGACUGGCGUAUCUUGCCUAUUUGUCUUAGCUUAAUUAAUUAGCGAUUUUUAGAUGACAUGUGUAUGCUUGAUUGCAUAUUAUUUUGAGCUAUUUUUCGUAUCU
Molecule: messenger RNA, 4123 nt
Organism: Corticium candelabrum
Lineage: Eukaryota; Metazoa; Porifera; Homoscleromorpha; Homosclerophorida; Plakinidae
Product: receptor-type tyrosine-protein phosphatase S-like
Exons: 17
Coding region: 98-3835 (1245 amino acids)
Molecular function (GO): protein binding
Source: RefSeq, a predicted model, not a curated record